Bacidia gigantensis is the source of this 2658-nucleotide messenger RNA. RefSeq lists its product as uncharacterized. NCBI's taxonomy places the organism in Eukaryota, Fungi, Ascomycota, Lecanoromycetes, Lecanorales, Ramalinaceae. The transcript has 3 exons. The coding region runs from base 1 to 2658 and encodes 885 amino acids. The record is from RefSeq and is a predicted model, not a curated record.
AUGUCCGUCGUCCCCUCUAGAACAUGGACGAGGCUUCCCAUUUAUCUACGGUAUCGAUACAGAGUCGUAUCAAAUCGUCAAUUAGCUCGAAGUCUACCCCAAGCCAUUACAAUCCACAGCCCUAGACGCUUCUCUAACCAUCCCGUUCGAUGUCAAGAAGCAGCUGUACAUGCAUUCAACGAUCAGCCCCCAGGUCCUACGCUUCCCAUUAUCUACGAACCGUACGAUGGACCGAUCAUCACAUACGAGCCAAACGAUCACCCUUCGCAAGAUGAGCAAUACACGCGCAAACUUACCUUGGGCAUAGAUGUUUUAGGAGAGCCUGCCGAAGUUCUCGUGCUAGAUCAUCAAGAGCCACGAACCAGGCCAAACAAUUUUAAAAGCAGAGGAAUACAUGAUGAAGAAGAAGUGAAGACUCCACUAAGCCCCUCGGAGCUCUUACAAGCCAUCGAUGAAGAACGUGGGAUCGUCGACAUGGAGCAGGCUUGCGACAAUAUUGAGAGGGUCCGCGCGACAUAUUUGUCGAAACACGUGGCAAGCGAAGAGACGUCCAACAAAGCCCGAUUUGAUGAUUUGGUAUCAAGCCUCAGUGAUGGUUUUACUACAGCCCACCUACGUGCAUAUCUUCAACGUGCUCAGCAAGCCGAUGUCUAUGAGACAGACCUUCAGCACAGCUUCCAAUGUCCGAGAUAUUCAAGAUCAGCAUGGCGCGCUGCCACCGCCUCUACUUCUAAAAUGGUAGUUCCAGCCCUGAUGGAAGCGUUUGGGACAAAAGGACCCAGCGAGGGUUCAAUCCACAUUCCCGCUCGCGCCAGAAAGGAUGAACUCAUACAAACCUUGAUUGCCAAAGUUUGGCGACUGAGAGACCCGAGUGCAGAAAGCGAAUUGGGAGAUGUCGAAAUGCGGCUCCUUGCUAAGGACUUUGACCUGAUCACUACGCAUCCGAAACAAAUCUUGAAGAGAAUCUCUGAUACCUUCGGUAUUAAGCUUGAGGCCUUCAAGCCACAUAAGAUCAUACGAAUACGGUCCGACUUCGACACCUGUGGUGACGUCUUUGUGCUCCUCAAACGCACGAUCGAAAGUAUUGCCUCUUCGAUUGUCACUGUGCGCAUAGCGGAUCGGACAGAGAUAGGCACCUCUCGUCGAGCGAGAAUCCUUGAGCAAACAGGAAAAGCAACAGGCACUGUGGUUGCAUUGGCUUCGUCGCCUCAUUCAGGCUCUGUCGCGGAGUUUGAAGUUCACUACCUUGAGCGAGAAAGAAGGGCUCUUGAGGGUGUUCGAAGAAUGCUGGUUACUAAACUUGGAGGGAGUCAGAUCAAGCAAGAGAGGUUGCACAUAGGAGCACUACUUUAUUCGUCCUCGCUUUCGAUCAGUCCAUGCAAUUCGCACGAUAGUAUUUCCAUGCAGGGUAAGCAGGAUCAGCGGUCGAGAUACGUGAAGGUUGCGCCGGUGGGGCAGAGUAGUCUAUCAAGUAUGAGAAAAGAUGACCUCGAUCUAAAGAGGGACAAGGCUUACCACAAGAAAUCUUUUCAUGAUAGUCUUCGGGCUUUGAAGGCAUUAAGUCGAUUUGCUCAGCAAGGCGAAGUCUCGGCCGACGCCCGUUGGUCAGCAGAACCAACAUACAUUUCUACUGCACAGUCUGGAGAGGUAAGCUUUCCAGAGGAGCAGGCGCACAACACACGAGAGCAGCUUGUGGGAAGACUCGAUCUCCGUAAAGCGCUCAAUGUUCGCCUACACGCUCAAUUGAUUCGUUUCAAAAGAGCAUUUAGGUCACGUGGAGCCGCUUUACUAUCAUUGAUAAAUGAGAAGCAAAUUAAACAACCGGAACAUCAGGAGUAUGAAGCUUUAGAACACCGUCACAAGCACAAAGAUUACUUACUUAUAUCAUUGACACCGAAUUUACAGCCAGGGCAUCCCGUGGCUUCGGUGGCUGUCUUGCCUGAGCUGGAGCUCAAGAUCUUAAUCGAUGAUGAAACCAAUUCAGUCAAGCUUUCCGAAGCAAAUCUUGUGAUGCGAGAAAUCGACAUAGACAUUCUUAUGCCUGGAAACACCUCGGAUAUUCGCUUGAGUAGACGCGCUUUUCUUCGCUCCGAGCAUUUCGACCCUAUAAUCCAGAGAUUUGUUAAUGAAAGCAAUUUCGACGUUUGGGGGAACGAGCGGCUUACCACACCAAAUCAGCUUACUCUGCACGUGCCCCAACAUGCUAUUUGGCCACAUGCCGCAAGAAAAACACAGCCUCCAAGUUAUUCGGAUAUGAAAGGUGGUCUUACCGUUGACUAUAUCGUUACAGGGUUGGAACAUCGCUCAAGCAUCGUCACGACUUACAAUGCAAAUACCGAUAUGCAUUACAACAUGAUUGAAGCUGGGCGUACUGGAGGACGCCGGGAGGAGAUUGUUUUGAUCAAUCAGCCCUUGACCGCCGCUGAGGAAAUGAAGCUGAAGCAGCCGCCGAAGAAUACCAGUGCGCGAAAAUUGAAAGGCCCUCAGGCCAAGCGAGAUAGAUCAGAGCUGAAAAGAGCGCAAAAGCUGUGGGAUUCAGCACAUCAGCUGAUAGCGGAGGCAGCGAGUAUGCAAAGAUCGACCCCUCGAGCCUUCGUCCGACGACGAGAAAAUCCUAGGCACGAAGGUUACUAUAGCCUAGAUUUACAUAAAAAAUGA